Messenger RNA from Mycetomoellerius zeteki, 1843 nucleotides. Its product is annotated as ubiquitin-conjugating enzyme E2 J2. The transcript is spliced from 4 exons. NCBI's taxonomy places the organism in Eukaryota, Metazoa, Arthropoda, Insecta, Hymenoptera, Formicidae. Bases 600 to 1301 code for a protein of 233 amino acids. The record is from RefSeq and is a predicted model, not a curated record.
GCCAAAUGCGUUCCAUCACGCGAGGCGCACUCGAGGUUACGCUUUCCGCACAUAGCGUAGUAACCCUGCACUCGGACACGAAUUAAUUCAGCGGAUGCGGAUCUCACAGUCAGAUGUUUCUCAUUGUCACACGACAGCUCACCGCGCUGUCAAGUUCCGUCUCAACCGGCGGUCGCGCGCGCUUUCAUUUCACCGAGGUAAUACGUCACUCGAGCGCUUAUCAGGUUUAUCUCAUUCUCACCCAGUUCGACGACUCGACGAACAGCUGAGCGUUUCUCAAGUUCUCGUGCUUAUCGCCAGAUUUGCACAUUUAUCGGCGCAACGUAACCCUAUCUCGUGCCGUCACACCGUUUGUCUCGACCACGCAAGCGAGCUCCAAAGAACAUCGCAACGGUCAAUUCCACGUGGACGUCCGCAAUGCGACUCGAGGGUCGCGCAACUUGACGCUGAGAGGACGAGGACUGGAUAGUUGGAGCAAAACUUCGACCUGUAAACAUCACGUUAAACGACCUGAGCCAUUAAGAAGGAAUCUGGUUUACGCCGAGCGGAGAAAAUAUCGUAUCUUUGACAGUGCCCGUUUGCAAGUAACACUGGGUUACAUGGUAAGGAUGAACAAAAAGACCAACAGUGCGACGGCCAGAUUGAGACAGGACUAUCUGCGUCUUAAAAGAGAUCCAGUACCGUAUGUUCUUGCGGAACCAGUGCCUUCGAACAUCUUGGAAUGGCAUUACGUGGUCAUAGGACCGGAAAAAACACCAUACGAGGGUGGAUUUUAUCAUGGAAAACUCAUAUUUCCAGGAGAGUUUCCAUUCCAACCUCCUAGCAUUUAUAUGACCACUCCAAAUGGCCGAUUUAAAAUCAAUACAAGAUUAUGUCUAUCCAUUUCCGACUUUCAUCCAGAUACAUGGAAUCCAGCAUGGAGCGUAUCUACUAUUCUUACUGGUUUACUCAGCUUUAUGAUUGAAAAGAGUCCCACGCUCGGCAGCAUUAAUACAACAGAUUAUGAAAAGAGACAGCUUGCUGCACAAAGCUUAGAAUAUAAUUUGAGGGACAAAAUGUUCUGCGAACUCUUUCCAGAAACUGUCGAGACGGUCAGAACAGAACUGGAACGUCGGAAAGAACUUGAGAAACAAGCGAGGCAUCAGUCCGCUGCGUCCGAAGUCUCUUCGUUGAUAAGAGACCAGUUCCAAAGAGAUCAAAAUCCACUGCACAGCGCACUGGCAAAUCUCGUUGUCAUCAUUGGCUUCGCGGCGUUCGCGUACACGGUGAAUUAUGUGCUGAAGAGCAUAGCCAUGGAAUAAGUCCAAAUCAGAAUUAUAUAUUUUAAGCUACACGGAACAAAGAGAGAAAGAGAGAGAGAGAGAGCUGUAACAAUCACUUAUAUACAUCCGGGAAAGAGGAGGAUUACAUGAAAGAAGAUAUAGGUUAUAUUUGCCUAUCGAUCAAUCUUUCAAAUUCGUGCAGACCGAGUUCCAUUCGGUUCCACGCGGCUUGGAACCUUCGCCAGUAAAACUGUGGAUAGUUUCAUAGAUUUUUAUAUCAAGGAUUGAUUGUAAGAUACAAGCUGUAUUAUACUUGCAAAUUUUACGCGCUCUAGCCAUUAACAGAUAAUCUCUUAAUUCGCAUAAGACACGUGCGCAAGACGGAACAUAUAAUCACAGUGGCUUCCCUGCCAUUUUUCUUAUCAGACUUGCUCUCUUCUGACUUAUAAACAUAAAUAUGGGGAACCAAGUUUCUUCUUUGCGGUGCUGACAUCCUUCCUUUUAUUGAAUUUUCUACACUUUUACGAUUGAUUGUAUUCAAAUGUAUCCAAAGAAGUGUGUGUGUGUGUGCGUGUGCGUGC